Messenger RNA from Syzygium oleosum, 2203 nucleotides. RefSeq names its product putative kinase-like protein TMKL1. The record is from RefSeq and is a predicted model, not a curated record. Gene Ontology annotation, biological process: protein phosphorylation. The transcript has 2 exons. NCBI's taxonomy places the organism in Eukaryota, Viridiplantae, Streptophyta, Magnoliopsida, Myrtales, Myrtaceae. Gene Ontology annotation, molecular function: protein kinase activity; ATP binding. The coding region runs from base 458 to 1540 and encodes 360 amino acids.
AUCAAUAUCAGAGUCACCCGAAUUGCGGUGGCACGAGGGAACCGAGACCAGAACAGUCAAUCAUUCAUGCAUCACUGCACAUGCCUUUGGGAUCUGUCUUCCUUAAUUCUGCUCGCAUUGCGUUGCAUUGCAUAAGAUAAUCUCUCUCCAUCCCGAGCCAAACUCAUCUUUCAUUCAUGCCCUGUUAGACACGUUCCCUAAAAUCUAGUGUUCCGCCACCCCACCCAAACCUCAGCUCUUUCUUCUUCUUCUUCUUCUUCUUCUUGUCUUGCUUACAUAGCCUCUGUAAAUCUUGCUACAGCAUUAUAACUACAAAUUCAACUCUCUCGCCCAGUUUUCCAUCCCUGCUUUAGCAAGGUCUGCUUUCUUCAGAGUGGAACACCCGCCCACGAAUCUUGAAACUCUUUACUGACCAUCAGUCAGAUCAAAAGCUGCAUCUUUGCACACUUCUUCUGUCAUGAGAAACACCCACAUGCUCAAACUCAUUUUUGGACUAGCUACAGCUGCGGCUGCAUUAGCUCUGUUCCUCUUCUUUUACUUCUACCGAAAUGUAUCAAGAACAGAUGGUCAAGGAGCAGACUUGGAGAAAUCAAACAGACCGUACGAAGAUCAGACGGAGGUGGAGGACCUGAUGACGUUCCGAGGAGGCGAGGAUCUCACGAUUGGUGAAAUCUUGGAUGCUCCAGGAGAAGUCAUAGGGAAGUCCAGUUAUGGGACACUGUACCGGGCUGUGUUUCAUCAGAGCAACUCACUGAAAUUGCUGAGGUUCUUGAGACCGGUUUGUGUCAUAAGAAGUGAAGAAUCUGCCGAGGUGAUUGAGACUUUGGGAAGUGUUAGGCACCCAAAUUUGGUUCCUUUACUGGGGUCUUAUUCUGGGCCAAGAGGAGAGAAAUUGCUGGUUUAUCCAUUUUAUAGGAAGUGGAAUCUGGCAGAGUUCAUCCGAGAUGGAAACAAAAAUUCUCACAGAUGGGCCACCAUCUACAAGAUCUCAAUGGGCAUAGCCGAAGGAUUGGAUCAUCUUCACACGGGACUAAUGAAGCCUAUAAUCCACGGGAAUCUAAAAUUGAAGAACAUUUUCUUGGACCACAAUCACCAGCCGUCCCUCUCGGAUUUCGGCUUGCAUUUGCUGUUUAACCCAGUGGCUGGUCAAGAAAUGCUCGAAGCAUCGGCAGCUGAGGGCUACAAAGCUCCUGAGCUCAUCAAAAUGAAAGAAGCAAGUGCAGAUUCCGAUAUAUACAGUCUUGGCGUGAUCUUGCUCGAAAUGCUUACUGGGAAGGGACCAAUCAAUGGCAAAGCAUCUUCUGAUGAGGAGACUUAUCUACCAAACUACAUCAGAAGUGCAGUACUUGGUCGUAGAGUCUCAGAGUUAUAUCAUCCUGAUAUUCUUUUGAGCAAUGGAGGUGGUAGUGAUGAUGUUUCAGCUUCAGAACAGCGCGUGCUCAAGUUGUUUCAACUUGCAAUGACUUGUUGUUCUCCAUCUCCUUCCCUCAGACCAACCGCAAAGCAAGUCCGAUGGAAGCUUGAGGAAAUCGAGAAAUGAGGACUGGAUUAGAGUUCAUCAGACAGAGAUUGAAUCUGCUAAGUAAUAGAAGUAUAGGUCUAGGUAUACUCUGACGGUUAAAUUAAUAGCUGAGACUGUGUCAUUUGGUGAGGCCCUGUGACAGUGACAAUGAGAGUGACAGUGACACUAUGAUGUUUCCAUAUCAAUGGAGUUUCUUUUACUAGCAAAACCUUUGAACGUUUCAGCUACCCAACAAACAAUAGCAGAUGCAGUGACAUUGACUUCCAGGACGGUUUUGUUUGUGGGCAUUACUAAUUCCCUGAAGAAACAGGUGGAUGCGUCAGCCAUUCAAAAGGAUUGGAGAAUUGUUGAUUUGGGUUUUGUCCCGUUUCAAGAUUCUUGAUUGUUACCACAAUUAUCAGCUACAACAAAUUGUGGAUUCUGGUGGUCCCAUCUUGAUUGUGGAGGCUACUAAAUCCUGAAUUUGGAGCUAUGUCAUUGGGAUUGAUAAUUGAUAUGGGUGUCCAGAUCUUUUGUUCAUUUCUUGAGUAAAGAAUGUCAGGUACCAAUGGAAGCUGAAGUGCUCACUGGGUAUCACAUUUUUUAUUUUUGCUUUAAAGAUAAUCCCCGUUCGUAGUGAUUAAAGAAUAUCUGGCACCAAUGAAAUGUAAAGUGCUCACUCAACGUUGGCAUAUUUUAGUA